Messenger RNA from Anopheles stephensi (Asian malaria mosquito), 3409 nucleotides. Its product is annotated as myogenesis-regulating glycosidase. Bases 653 to 3334 code for a protein of 893 amino acids. The transcript has 8 exons. Gene Ontology annotation, molecular function: hydrolase activity, hydrolyzing O-glycosyl compounds. Gene Ontology annotation, biological process: carbohydrate metabolic process. The record is from RefSeq and is a predicted model, not a curated record. Lineage: Eukaryota; Metazoa; Arthropoda; Insecta; Diptera; Culicidae.
GAAUGGAAAAGUAAUGGAGCACAAGCAAUCCCUGGCCAGCAUUUAUUUUGCAACUGUAGUGACGUCACUUUGCCUGUAGGGACAGCAGUUUUAUACAUGCGAGCAUUUUUCUUCUUUUCUACGAGUUUGAAAGAGACGAUCGCGGUUUGUGGUUAAAGUGGAAAAGCCAAUCGACGAUUUCUCGUGGCUGUCCUGCCUUUGUUUCAGUGGUUUCCUUACUGUGUUGUGAAUAUUGCCAAUCUACGCAUAGAGUUCGAGCAGACAGAUUAACGGAAACGUGUUAAAACGAAUUGACACUUGCUGGAGGUAGAAUCAUUGAGUAUGUGCUUCAGUUUUCCUGAAACAGUACCCCUGUAAAGUGAGUAAAAGAGAGGGCGAAAGACGUAGGCACCGUAUCAACUUGUAGAGUCGAAUUGAUAGUGUUAACAAAUCGCAAUCAUGCACAGAGGUGCGACUACAACCGGAUGGACAGCAUGGUGACAGCACGGCACGUCAAGGGUAUGGUCAACGCCACCGGGCUGGCGGUGGAAUCGAGAAAGAGAACAUCCCCUUUGUUGAUUCGGAUCACGCAGACGAUUGCUUUGGUAGCAACAGUCCGACAAGUUCGACAGCGAUCAGUAGUAUAUCGACGGUUGACCAAGAGAACGACACUAUGACCGAAAGCCAAGAAAAUCUUGCUCGAGCGUACGUCUCGCGGCAUCAACCCAGUCUUGUCGAACGGAGAAUGCAGAAAAAGUUAACAGUUUCCAUCGAAAACAGCCUCAAUGAUGGGGAUUUGGUCGAAGAGGCGAAGGACAAAGCUACAGAAUUGAAGAUGGUUGACGAUCGAGCCCGAGCUUUGCGAAGAAAUUCCAUUUCUUUACCGAGUCUCAACGUUAAUGAGCUGGAAGCACUAAGAUUGGACCAACAGGGCCACGAUGGUUCAGUAUCGGUGAUCGAUUCGGGAUCAGAUUCUCUGUCGGGAGAGACUACAGUCACACCAGAAACUCCGACAAUACCGGCGAACUUUAAACCUAUGUUACAGUUUAAUGAUAAUAGCAGUAGCGACGAGGAUGAUAAACCGCGUAGCAAAAACCUCUUCCGUACCAAACGUCGGUCUUCUAUUGCACCGCUGCCAGCCUUGCGGCUGAACGACAAGGAAAUGAUGUCGAACGACUUCGACACGCAUAGUGUGCUGAGCAACCAGGCUUCGAUCAGCAGCGCCUCCUCCUUGCUCAGUUUGUUGAAGGAAAAAAUGCAGAAUGUACCCGGUAUCAUACGCAAGAAGAAACGCGAAACUAAGGACUACAAACUCCGCGUGUUUGUCGGUAUGUUGUUUCUUAUCAUCGUGUUUUUGGUCGGCUACGCGUACGUCAUGUACAAUCAGAAGCUGUUGGCGAAAUCGUACUUCGAGAGUAUAAAGUUUCAUAAGAAGACUCGGAACUUCCGGCUGCUUGAUGGUAAGGGGACGGAGCUGUUAACCGGCGUGCUGGGGACCUCACUGAGCAUUGAACAACCGUACAACUGUUUACCGAAGGACCUGAAGGACGAUGGCAGUGUGUGCUACGAGUGGAAUUCCAAAGCUCGUCUUUACAUGAACCUAGCGAAAGCUCCGGGACCGGACAUUAAAUGCUACUCGUUUCAGUGGGAAUCUCUACUUGCCGAUCUCUACCCGUCGGAUUGCUUCGAUGUUUCGGAGGAGCGUGGUUUUUGGUACGGUGGCGGAUUGACCAAGGGUAUUGAAUACAUUUUAGGUAAAGCAUCGAUUCCCGCCGGACCGUUCGUAACCGGUGACAUCAAUACGCAUCAGUGGGGCAAUGCGUUAAAGCGAUAUUUUCUAAACUCGCGUGGUGUGGCAAUUCAGGUGGACGAGAAGACUCCUCUAUACAUAAGCGUCAACACCGACUCCGGACGCCGCUUGUGUUUGCAGGGAAGAAACGAUAAAUUUGCAUUUGUAAACCAUCAGACUCGAUUUCCCGAAUUAAAGUACACUGUUUGCUCGGGGCCCGAUAUGAAAACGCUCCACAAUGGGCUUAUGCAGAAGAGCCUGUGGGACGGAUUGACGGAAAGGGAUAAUGAUGUGAUUAAGUCGCUGUUGCGCGAACCAGUGUGGCAAAUACCGGCCUCGAAACAAGAAGAUCUCACAGAGAUAGCCAUUUACAACUACACGGAAAGCAUCAUAGCACUUGGAUACCUUCGACUGGGGCAUGUUCUAGUGAACGAGUUUUGGCAGCGAACAAUCGGCGACUUCCGUCUGGAUGCGGAACGAUUUCCUACGCUGGAUGAAACAGUCAACAUCCUUCACCGGCGCGGGUUCCGUGUGUCGUUUAUGAUUCAACCCUUCAUUAGUACCGAGAGCAGCAACUUCCGAGAGGCGGUGGCCAAAAAGUUACUCAUAUACGAACGAGAAUCGGAAAGAAGCAUUCCAGCACUCACGAGGUACAAAAGCACUACCAGUGCCGGUGUGUUGGAUGUGACCAACAAUGCUUCAAUUCCUUGGCUUGCAGAGCAGUUGAAAAAAAUAUCCGAGACGGUGGAGAUUGAUUCGUAUUUUGUGGAUUUUGGAACGGCCUUCAACAUUCCCCGAUACUAUCAGUGCUCCCAAACGUUGGUCAAUCCGGACGAAUACAAAAACUACUUCAUGGAACGCUUCGAAGGCACGUUGAGCAUCUUUGGUGUGUCGAGUGCCAUAUCCGUGCCGCGACCUCCAUCCUUCUUGAGCCUACCACCAGUAAACAGCUCAUGGAGUGGGUUGCAAAGCAUCAUUCCUACCAUGCUGUCAUAUGGCAUAAUAGGCUAUCCGUUUCUAAUGCCCGGUCCCGUGGGUGGAGAUUUUGUGCUGCCUACUCAACAGCUGAAGAAAAUGUAUUCAUACUAUUCAUUCGACUUGCCACCGCUGCCCGAUAAGGAGCUGUACAUUCGUUGGCUGCAGCUUGCCACAUUUCUGCCUGUUUUGCGUUUUACACACCUACCUUCGGAAUAUCGGGACGACUCGGUGACGGCAAUAGCAAAAGAAUUGGCUGACGUUCGACAAAGAGUACUUCCGUUGCUCGAACGCUUUUCGAGCAUAGCCAUGGACGAAGGACUGCCAAUCAUACGUCCUCUGUGGAUGCUAGACUCGACAGAUGUUAAUUGCUUUUCGAUCGAUGAUGAGUUCUCGAUCGGAGAUGGCAUGAUAGUGGCUCCCGUGCUCGAGCGUGGUGAGACAGUUCGUGAAGUUUAUUUGCCCCAGGGAGUUUGGAAAGACGGUAUCGAUGAAUCGUUGCGGAAAGGAAGCCGCUGGAUUCAUAACUAUCAUGUGCCGCAGAAUAAGGUGGCGUAUUUUAUUAAAAUGCCCGACAAUACGCGCUUUUAGAUAGGAUGGCAAACCAGUGAACAUACUAUUUAUUCUAUUAAAUAAAGUUUUAUUAAAUAUAAACACACUAUCGAC